GGAUGGACACAGACGAGUGGAGCCAGUGGCAGAAUGAGUUUCGAGAGCAGAUUCGGGCACUGCGCCACUGGCUGAAGAGUAUGGAGAUGAGACUGCCUCCUGUGGAUCAGGCAGUAGCUGAAGCAACUCCUGUAUGCAUGGCCCUGAGGCCUUCUUGCCUCACAUCUUACUUGCCUGUAGGCUGAAGUAUGGGUAACCUUAUAAGUAGACCAAGUUGCCUGGGUCAGAAGUCCAAGCAAGUAAGGACAAAUGAGGCCUUCCUCAAAGAAUGCUACCAGAGACAGAGGGAAUGGCCUGUCCCAGAGCCUCCUAAGGAGGAGAGGAAAAUAGAAGAUGUGGACCAAAGCUCUCCACAAGUUCCAACGCCAGACAAAAGCAGGAGCUCUCCUGCUCUAACUGUUACAACCACCAGCACUUUGGAUAAUGCCUGGAGAAACACACCUUCCCCAGCCAAAACAAUAUACAAUGGGUCUUUGCCCAGGAGAACCAAUGUUCCUGAGUACAGGAGAUCACCUCUUGGACAAUGUGGAAUAGCAGAAACAAGAGGCACCCUGCAGAGACGGGAUUCUGGAAGCCCAUGGUCAUGGAAAACUUUGAAUACUCGAGAAGUCACAGAAGUCACCGAAGUGACAGAGACUGUUGUGACAGAAAUUGUGGAGGUGACAGAAUAUCCAGCAGGACAGAAAGGCGGAGAUCCUAUUGUUACCCGGACGGUUAGGGUCCUCACAGGAGCCGCUGAUCAAUUAGCAGAGACUACCCGGAGUAAUUUGGCACUGACAGAUGGAUUUGGGGAUCCUGAAAUGUUUACGCAAAAUCUGCAGACAUUAUUAACAUGGGUUUGCGAGAUUGAAGAGCUUGUGGCAAAUCAAAAACCUCCCUCAUCUGAAUUUAAAGUACUGAAAGCUCAGCUUCAAGAACAGAAGCUUCUACAGCGUCUCCUAGAGGACAGGAGGUCUAACAUGGAAACUAUGAUGCAGGAGGGCCCACGUAUAGCUGAAGGGCUUCAAGAGGAAGAAAGAGAUAAAUCCAAACUCCAACUUCCCCAACUCAAACUGAAGUGGGAAGCUCUUCUUUUAGGUGCUAAUAGCAGGAGACAGACUUUGGAGCUAAUUUUGCCUCAGGCUCAGCUCUUUCAGGAGAGAAUAGACAGUCUUCAUCAGUGGCUAAUAUCCAUGGAGCAGGACUUAGCUGAGCUCCGUUCUGCAGAGAGAGCAAUGCUCCAUUUACAGGAAGCCACUGAUCAGGCCAAGGCUGUCAUGGAGGAUAUAAAAGCUAAGAGUGUCGACUUUGGAAAUCUUCAACACUGCUGUCAUGAUUUCAUGGAGAUGGUCUCAGAGGAGGAGUCUCAUCUGGUACAAGAGAAGGCAGAUAGCUUGCGUAUCCGGUACUCAGUGCUCAGUUUAGGCAGUGCUGAUGUGCUGCAGCGGCUGGAGAACGCGCUCGAGGCCUCUAGCCGAUGCACCUCCAGUCAGGAGGACCUCCACCUGUGGCUGGGCCGCAUCGAGAGGGAACUUCUGGGAACAUCUCAGACUGGAGAUGCAAUGCUGUGUGCUGCUGAGAGACAGAGGUUGGAACAAGCAGUUGAUAAAGAAUUGGCCUGGUUUCGAGCUACAACCCAGGGACUGGAGAAACUCAAAGUCAUCAACCUGGACCCUGGUGUCAUUGCUACACAGCUCUAUGAGCAAAAGAUACUAUCAGUGGAGAUUCUUCAGCACAGGUUUAACAUAGAGAAAAUGGUGAAGGUUUCUGAACUCUUACAGGCAUACAGUGAUAUUGAGGAUAUGGGAAAUCUUCAGACGAGUUUAGAUACUCUUGAGGAGCAAUGUCAGAUAACCACCGGCACAAAUUCCCACGUGGUGCUGCAGCUGGAGCAUGCUCAGUCUCUCUUGUCCCAGUUCUCUGAGUGCUAUGCUGAGGUGUUGCCAUGGUUACAGGAAACCAAAUCCCUUACUGUCCAGCUUUCUUUGAACACCAUCAGUUACGAAGCAUUCAGAGAACAACAGGAGCUCUUACAGAGCCUAAGGGAGUCUAUAGCUGAGCACAAGCCUUUGAUAUUCCGAUUAGGAAUGUUGGCCAAGCGUCUGUCAGACCUGAGUGCUGACCAGGCUCAGCAAUACAGCCAGAAAGUGUCAGAGGCUGAGGAGCACUACCAGACCAUCAGAGACAGAGUCAGAGAGGCUGCUGGAGUCCUUGAGGAAUCUCUGCCACGGUAUACACAGCUGAAUGAGAGGAUGAUUCUGAUAGGGGAAAGCCUGGAGCGUAUGUACAACCAUAUGCAGGCCACAGUGAUUUUGCAGGGCCUUACUCCACGUAUUCAAGAGCAGCUGAAGGACAACAAGAACACUCUGGCUGAGCUCUCCAAGCUGGCGCUAAGCCUAAAUACUGUGAGGACUGAAGCUGAGGGGCUGCUGGCAAACACACAAGCUGUAGGGGGCAGCUCCAUAGGCACAGCCAUCCAAGAUCGGGUGAGCAGCCUGACCAGCCAGUGGGAGGAGACACAAAGUCAGUGUCAGGAGAGGGAGAAGUGGCUCCUUCACCUGCUUGAAUUGGCUUCAAGGUUCUGGAAUGAUGUAAGCAGCAUGACAGUUGGGCUGAAUGAUGCCCAACAAACUCUGCUAGACCUCAAUUCAAGCAGAACAGACUCUGAGACCAUCCUGCAGAGCCUGGCCAUAAUGCAGACACUGAGAGAGGACAUUGAUGGACUUCAAGGAGAACUGGACAUACUUGGUGUUUUGGGAAUGGAGUUAAUGUCUGCAUGUGGAGACACAGACAAGCCCGAAGUCACAAAAAGCUUAGAUGAGCUGUACUGCACAUGGAACAAUCUAAAUAAGAUCUGGACUGAGUGCAACAAUAAGUUGGAAGAAUCUCUGCAGUUGGUGCUGAAUUAUCAGGAUACUCUGCAGGGGCUAUUUGAGUGGCUCAAGUCAGCAGAGCUGAAAUCCACUGAAGAGUUCUUAGUGGGAUCUGAUCUUGGAUCGGUCAAAGAGCAGCUGUUUGGUCUGAAGGAGUUCAAGCGGGAAUUAUACCAGAAAAAGAUUGAGAUUGAGAGUUUGAAUCAUCGUUUUGUGGGUCGUCUAUCUCCGGGUUCUGUUCGGCCCGGGUCCACUUCACCGUUGAGUGAUUUUCGGCAGCGCUGGGACAGUCUGGAGUCAGAGACUGUCAGCCGACAGCACCAGCUGGAGUGUGCACUGCUGGGAUUGGGCCAGUUUCAGAACAAUUUUGAUGAGCUGCACGCCUGGAUCUCUCACACUGCCGAACUGCUGCAGGCAUCUCGGCCCAUCAGCAUUGAUCUACAGACCUGUGAGAUAGAGCUAGCCAAGCACAAGGUACUGCGCAAUGAUGUAAUGUCACAUAUACACACUGUGGAGUCUCUGAACCAGGCAGGCAGGAUCCUGCUGGAAGGCACAGGAGGAGAGAGUCCUCAGGGCCUGCAGCAUCGCCUGGAGCAACUGAACGAUUGCUGGGAGUUUGUGCGCUCCGAGACAGAGCGCAGGCAAUUGGAACUGGAGAAUUACCUCAGUCAAGUUCAAGAUGUAACAAUGGAAAUCCAGGACCUUUUGCAGUGGCUGGAGUACACAGACUUGAAGCUGUCCUCCACUAAAACUGUGUGGGGAAUGCCAGACACUGCCAGUGAGAGACUCAGUGCUCAUCUGGAGCUGUGUAAUGAGAUGGAGUCUAAACUGCAUGCGUACACAAAUAUCCGUAACGCUGUCCACAGGAUGCUGGAGGGAAGCAACGUGGCUCAUGGCUCCAGCACUGAGCACAGCUUAAGCAUCCUGGAGCAGAAGUGGAACACUGUCUAUACAAAAAUGCAAGACCGGAAGGCUAAGUUAACAGAAGGACUUGGUCUAGCAAAGGAGUUUAACAGCAAUGUUCAAGAUCUGCUGAGCAAAAUGGCAAAGUGUGAAGAGCUCAUUAGUUCUCUGCCUACUCCGAGCUUCAUCUUUGACACCAUCAGCACCCAGCUUCAGGAACACAAGAUGCUGGUGAAUGAGGUCCAGUCAUAUGGGGAGAAGAAGACCUGUGUGGAGAAUGCAGCCUCACAGCUGUUGGAGCUUAGCAGAAAAGAGGACUGUGAUGUGGUACAAAAUCUUCUGAUAACGGUGCAAGACCGCUACAGGAAGCUUCACCAGCACACCACAGAAAGAGGGAAGACCCUGGAGAAUGUUAAGAAACAAGUUAAACAGUUCAGUGAGUCCUGGCAGCUGCUGAUGGACUGGAUGACUGAAGUAGAACAGACUUUGGACACACAUAAAGAGAUCGCUGUGUCACAUGAAGAGAUCAAACAGCAGCUCUGUGAGCAGAAGGACUUCCAUAAAAUCUUUCGCUCGAAGAGACCAAUGUAUGAGGCCUGCUUGAAGAGUGGCCGCACCCUCUUAGUAAAGACUCAGAAUCCUUUCGACACCCAGCAUCUUGAAAACAUGGUGUCUGAGCUCAGAGACUCAUGGGAUACUAUCAGUGGAAAGUCUAUGGAGAGGCAACAUAAAUUGGAGGAGGCACUGCUGUUUUCUGGAAGGUUCAGUGAUGCACUCCAGGCACUAAAUGACUGGCUGUACAGGGCAGAGCCACAGGUUGCUGAAGAUAUGCCUGUUCUAGGCGAGAAAGAUUUAGUUAAUAAUUUAAUUGACAAGCAUAAGGUGUUCCAAAAAGAGCUGGGGAAGCGUGCUGGCUGUAUUCGUACCCUGAAGCGUUCGGUCAGAGAUCUGACUCGUGGAAGCACUGCUGAUGCCCACUGGCUGCAGGAGCAGAUGGAGGAGCUGGAGGUCCGCUGGGAGGCUGUGUGUAAACUCUCAGUGUCCCGACAGACCAGACUGGAGGCAGCAUUACGACAGGCAGAUGAGUUUGACAGAAUGGUUCACACAUUCCUUGAUCAACUUGCUGACAUUGAAAGGGUUUUGAAAUAUGGAGUACUACCUGAAGAGGAAGAGACUCUCCUAACAUUCCUCAAACAACACAAGGAGUCAAUGAGCUCUUUAAGUAGUCAUCAGGUGGCGUUGGAAUGCAUACAAACCUUAGGUGAAGAGAUUUUGUCCUCCUGCCAUCCUGACUCUGUUAUUACUAUCAAAUCUUGGAUCAGUGUCACUAAAACCCGCUAUGAGGAGGUCCAGACUUGGGCACAACAGCAAGCUGAGCGUAUCCAAGCUGCGCUUUCUGCUCUGGAGGCUGAGAGAAAGGAAGUGCAGCGCCUCCUGACCUGGAUCUCCUCUGCUGAAGAAUCACUGAACGUCAGCGACCAGGAACCCUUGCCUGACGACACAGAGCAGACAGCAGAGCUCAUCACCAAGCAUGCGGUUUUUAUGGUUGAGUUAAAUAGUAAAGUAAUAGAAGUAGAAAAUGCCACAAAGUCCUGCAAACACAAGCUGACUCCAAAGCAGGUGUCUCCAAGCCACAGAACACCAACCAAAAGAAGAGGCCCAACAAAAUCCCCAAUCACAGGUUCACUGCCCUUAGAGAGACUGGAACCUCACACACCCCAGUUGUGUCAACUAGUAAGCCAGUGGCAGAAACUGUGGGUUCAGGCCCACAGCAGAAAGACCAGACUUGAUGAGCACCAGCAGAGACUCAAAGAGUUGGAAGAGUUUGCUAAUUUUGACUUCAACAUCUGGCGCAAGAGGUACAUGCAGUGGAUAAGUCACCUUAAGUCUCGGAUCUUAGAUGUUUUUCGCAGCAUCGAUCGAGAUCAGGAUGGUCGAAUCACCCAAAAGGAGUUCAUCGAUAAUGUUCUGACCUCCAAAUUCCCAACCAAUUCCUUGGAAAUGACUGCUGUUGCAAACAUCUUUGAUGUGAAUGGGGAUGGAUUCAUUGACUACUAUGAGUUUGUAAGUGCGCUCCACCCAAGCCGAGAUCCCUACAGAAGAACAGUUGAUGUAGACCAAAUCAACGAAGAGGUAAGCAGACAGGUGUCUCAGUGCAGCUGCCCAAAGAGGUUUCAGGUGGAGCAGGUUAGCGCUAACCGGUACAGGUUUGGAGACUCUCAGCAGUUAAGAAUGGUGCGUAUCUUACGAAGCACACUCAUGGUACGUGUUGGAGGAGGAUGGACAGCCCUGGAUGAAUUUCUUGUUAAGAAUGACCCUUGCAGAGUAAAAGGUCGCACAAACCUAAAGAUAAAGGAGAAGUACCUGUCACCUCAUUCUUUUGACACAUCCGGAUGCAGAGGAAACAAGGGGAUGGCAGUGAGCAGGUCAAACUCCAGCCUGAGUUUAUACAGCAGCGCAUCAGCUCCUAGCAGCCCUUUAACUCGAAAGGCACUGUUACGCAGAAGUUUCUCUGGUGAAAGGUGUAUUCGGCCAAGGAGCUCUAUAGCUGCAUUAGGAACAGACCAGUUCUCUCCUGCAGGAGAUGAUGAUUCUCCUUCCCCCUCAGAGGAAGCUGAAAGAGCACCCACAUGAUUCUUCCCUCUGCUCUCAGCAUGGAAGAGCAACAGGACUCAGGAUUCUAUAUUCAGAGGCCCAGAAAAUGGUACACCCCAAAAUGGAAGUUCACAGCACACAUUGGACUCCUCCACACGAUCGUUCACACACUCGCCCUGGCUGAAGGGCAGUUUUGUCAUUCAAGAACUGAUGGAUCAUGUUCCCACUGAUACUAAGGUGUGGUGGGAAUUCUACCCACAGUCAGCAAUUAUGCAACCUUAUUCCUUCUCACAACACAGCAUUCUGCCAGCUCCUCAAAUUUGUAUUUAUAUAUUUUGCUUGUGUUCUUUUGCAAAGCAAACACAUAUAUCCUCCUCUCUGUUUUGAGAGAAGUGUUGGAAUGUUCUGCAUGGGUAUUAGCUGCAUGAUGCCUCUGCUCGCCCAAAUCCCAAAUAUUUUGCCUAUAUACUAAAUAAUGUGCAUACUGAGGUCCAUUAUUGUUAGGGUGUGAGCAACAAAAAUGCAAAUGCCUUUAAUAAAAUCACAAACACACACAUUCACACACAUCAGUAGUCUGUUUUACAAUUUUUAACAAUACAACCUGCAUAAACUGAUGCAAACCAAAACAGACAGAUCUUGUUCAACUGCCUUAAGGCUUCAGUGAAUGUAUUCUGUAUAUGAUGUAUUGUAUACUCUUAAAAAAACUCAGAUACUAAUGUACAUUUGUAUUGAAAUUUGUAAGUGUGGUUGUAGUAUUUCCUCAGGUUUGUAAAACUAUUUAAAUAUUAAGCAGUAAUUUGGCCCUCGUAAAAAGGUACGCUGUAAUGCCACACAUCCAAAAACAAUUGUUUUUCACUGCAAUCAAAUAUAUAACUGAUUUGAUUUUAGUAUCCUGUUAAUGUCUUCGUAUAGUAAUUCUAUUUCAACUUGUAAUUCACGCAUAGCUUUCUAAAUAAAUCAUUUUGAACAAUCAACUUUAAGUGUUUCCCUAAGAGGACAUGAAAGUGUAGGUCUCCAUGAGAUUAGCAAAAAUAUGAAUUGUCCAACACUCUCUGCCAGUCCUGAACUGUAUUUUAUUUAAACCAAAGGUCACAAGUAUUUGAUCUGUUUUAGUAUUGUGCCUGUAGGGCUGUAGUUUGCUGUAUAGCUAUUCAUUUCCAUACCAUAAAGAAUGUCUUGGUUGUGGCCUUUGGUUCCUAUCACAUAACAUGCAUGUGCCUUUUUUGUUGAUCUUACAUACACAAUGUAAAUAUUUCUGAAGUCCGUGGAAGACUCUUUCUGCUAGUUGUCCACCGACUGCAGUAACAAUGGUGCAACAAUGAGUAUCUAUACAAAAUUUAUGUUUACAGAUUUAAAAAAAAAAAAGCCACUGUAUCUUCAUUCAUUUUAUGUAUAACUGCUGAAACGCUGGCAAGAGGUUUUUUUUCCUGGUUAUGCAUCUUUCUGAUGACGUCCUACAAAGGACUGCAUGUACUCACACCAGAAUA
Messenger RNA from Tachysurus vachellii, 7837 nucleotides. It is a transcript of the gene macf1b, whose product is annotated as microtubule actin crosslinking factor 1b. NCBI's taxonomy places the organism in Eukaryota, Metazoa, Chordata, Actinopteri, Siluriformes, Bagridae. Gene Ontology annotation, biological process: wound healing; intermediate filament cytoskeleton organization; cytoplasmic microtubule organization. Gene Ontology annotation, molecular function: structural molecule activity; calcium ion binding; microtubule binding. Gene Ontology annotation, cellular component: focal adhesion; intermediate filament; membrane. The coding region runs from base 189 to 6389 and encodes 2066 amino acids. The transcript has 39 exons. The record is from RefSeq and is a predicted model, not a curated record.